Molecule: messenger RNA, 917 nt
Organism: Python bivittatus (Burmese python)
Lineage: Eukaryota; Metazoa; Chordata; Lepidosauria; Squamata; Pythonidae
Gene: GSC2
Product: goosecoid homeobox 2
Biological process (GO): regulation of transcription by RNA polymerase II
Cellular component (GO): nucleus
Molecular function (GO): RNA polymerase II cis-regulatory region sequence-specific DNA binding; DNA-binding transcription factor activity, RNA polymerase II-specific
Source: RefSeq, a predicted model, not a curated record
GUGGCUAACCGAAUGACCCAGGAAAAAUAACACUCUUAACCCGGUUACCGAGUUCAACCAUUUCUGGGUUUGCCCUCUUCACUGAAAUUGCCAAAUGGAUGGGAUACACAUUAAUCUCCCCUUCCCAACCCUAACCAAGGUGAACAUUCACAAAACUUUGGCUGAUGUGUGAAUAACAACCACGAGGUCGUUGAAGGACUUGGUUACGUGCCUCGCAAACUCAGCCAGCUAAUUUCUAACCUGUUACAUUUGGAAAAUUGGGGUACAAGGGAGUGUACAGCCUAGCCAAGAGGAAAGUAUUAUAUUUCGGAUGAAGUAAAAGCAACUUUCUUUCUUGAGCUGGGGAGAAGGCCACGCUCAGUAGAUAAGCAGAGAAAAGCAUCUCUCUUGAGCUGGGGAGAAGACCACCCUCAGCGGAUAAGCUGAUGGCCAUAUCUUCCCACCCUUGGGACUAACAGACUGGAUCACGGCUUCUCUGGAGGCCAACCCAACACCUUGCAUUUUCCUUUUAGCUGACACCAGGUAUGCCUGGCCCAUGCGGCUGUUCCACCCCACGGGCAGGCCAUGCAGGAAUCACCGCGGGAGCCCGAGUGAGCUGCAAACCUUCCACCAGAUCCAGCGACGGACUCGGCGGCAUCGUACCAUCUUCACGGAGGACCAGCUCCAGGCCCUGGAGGCCCUUUUCCAUAAGAAUCAAUAUCCGGAUGUCAUCACCAGGGAGCACUUAGCCAGCCGGAUCCACCUGAAAGAAGAGAGAGUCGAGGUUUGGUUUAAAAACCGCAGAGCCAAGUGGAGGCAUCAGAAAAGGACUUCGGCUUCAUCGCUCAUCCUUCCAGGCGCCAAGAUUUCUUCCGAGGAGAAUUGCUAAUGGACAGGUCAAGAGCUGGUUGAGUUGAACGUGGCCAGCACUGGAGCUU